CGGGAUUUCUUAUCACAUAUUUAUUUCAGAGGAUUGCUGCCAGUUUGGUUUUUCUUUGCAGGGAUACGUGUUGGGUGACCUCUCUAACUGUACUCCUUAUUGUAGGACACGAGUGAGGACACAGCAUGCUGUCGUCCCUAAAGACCCUGCUGCUGCUCUCGGUCCUGUGCACGCCAACCUCCAGCCUGUGCCUCCGCCUCUACCACACCCGCUCCAACCUCCUGUGCGACGACCAGAUGGCAGUCGGGGUCCGGAGCUAUGAGGACGAGCUCCCCGUUGACGGCUGGGGGUCCCUUCUGCAGUCUGCAGAGUAUCUCUCUUCCUCCUCCACCUCCGCCUCCUCUUCUGCGGAGUCCAGCCGGGAAAAAAGGACUUCAAGUCCCGCAAACUACCGCUUCAUCAGCCGGACGAAGCUCCGAGGGCAGAUGCUCCGCAACAGCAUCAAGGGCGACCGGAGGAGCAGGCUGACCCUGUCUCUGGACGUCCCGACCAACAUCAUGAACGUCCUCUUUGAUGUCGCCAAGGCCAAACACCUGCGAGCCAAGGCGGCCGAGAACGCGCGUAUGUUGGCUCAGAUUGGACGGAGAAAGUGAACAUGUUGGACAACUUUAGAUUUAACAGCCAUGACCAGUGUUGGCCUCCUCGUUACUGAAAUGUAAUGAAUUACUUAUUAUUCACCUUCAAAGUAAUGCUAUUGAUGUGUUUCUCCACUGGAAGAUUGUUUUUUUCCCACUCACGUUUCAGGUAAAAUAGGCAUUUCUUAUAUAAUUGAAUUGCUCUCAUGUGAAAGGUCCUUGGAAAGUCUUUUAUUAUUUUCAUUUGAUUUAGUUUGGGCUCCAAUCAAAACAUUGGGGAAACCUCCAUUGGGAGAAUAAAUGACGUGAACUGAUGAAACUGUGUGAUUAAAAGUUGGAUGAUGAUUCUUGAAAUUUUGUUUUAGCACAAUAUCUGGCUAAUUCAUAUCGUAAAGCUGUCAAAUUUACAAAAUGCUCUAUUCUUAAAUUGAGUUUAAUUAAAAUAAAUAUGCCUUUGAGAUAAGGAUAAUCCACAUGUUUCUUAUGCACUGUCAGAGAUGUUUUACAAACAGUGUAACCAUCUUAAAUCAGCAAUAUGGAUGAAGUUAUUUUACUUGUAUCAAGAUGAUUGGUCAUUUUAGGCUUGAAAACAUGACACAUGUUUUGAAUUGGAAACAAGUGAAAUCAUCUCAACCCUUUUGUAGAUUCCUUUCAAAUCCGAAAAGAAGAUUUUAAGACUUGUGGACAUGAGCUGCAGCAAAGCAGAACUGAAUGCAGCUGAGACAACCCCUCAGUUUUUCUUUGUCAGUUAAAUUAAUGUUUAAUAUGGUCAUCAAAUUUUAAAUCUUGCACUAAACAAGAAGAACAACGCUGUUGUGAUCAUUAAUUCUUAUAUCCUUAGCAAAAGACCAUGUUUUGUAAUUAUGUUGCAUAAUCAAAACAUUAGAUUGUAUAUUAUGAUGUUUUUUUUCUCUCUUUGCUGCUUCAUUUACUUAAGAGAUGUGCUGUUCAGACGUUCACAUGGGAGCCUCUGAUGAUUCCAGAUUCAAAGUGGAAAAACACUGAAAUACUGCAUAAACCAACUGUAAGAUCGUGAAAUACAGUAAAAUGCAAGUGCAUGAGAAUGUAUGUGUUCAUCAGAUGUCUGUUAUUUUUAUACUCAAAAUAAAGGAUUAUUUUUCCUCAAAUAAAGCAGAU
Cottoperca gobio is the source of this 1712-nucleotide messenger RNA. RefSeq names its product urocortin 3, like (gene ucn3l). The transcript has 2 exons. The record is from RefSeq and is a predicted model, not a curated record. Gene Ontology annotation, cellular component: extracellular region. Lineage: Eukaryota; Metazoa; Chordata; Actinopteri; Perciformes; Bovichtidae. Bases 126 to 593 code for a protein of 155 amino acids. Gene Ontology annotation, biological process: cellular response to nutrient levels; hormone-mediated signaling pathway; adenylate cyclase-activating G protein-coupled receptor signaling pathway. Gene Ontology annotation, molecular function: corticotropin-releasing hormone receptor 2 binding; hormone activity.